Molecule: messenger RNA, 393 nt
Organism: Plasmopara halstedii
Lineage: Eukaryota; Oomycota; Peronosporomycetes; Peronosporales; Peronosporaceae
Exons: 4
Coding region: 1-393 (130 amino acids)
Source: RefSeq, a predicted model, not a curated record
AUGUCUAGGGAUUAUAUACUAUUUUAUGUACGGGUUGACCAUAGCUGUAAUGCCACAAUACUAGUCCCCCUCCUGUUUCACAACGCUUGCUCAUCACUUACGAUAAGUGUGGUUAUAGUGGAAUGGUGUGACGCUUAUAGAUGUUCUAUCACACGCACUGAUCCCGCAUUGCUGAGAAAUAAGGGUGUACCCUCUGGCACAUCCGUCGUAGCAUUCAUUACAUUAGCAACAUUGCGAGAACUGCGCUACUGCUGUCUAAAUGGUAUCGCAUUAAGCCAGCAAUUGAAAGGCUGCGGCCAACAAAUUCGCGCACCGUAUACUCGACUGGCGACCACAUGCUCAACAUACCGUCAGAAUAUACAAGCAUAUAUCGCGGGCGCAUCACUUUCGUAA